UUGACAUUUAUAUAAAUAUGGCGUUAGCGGUAUAACCUCAUUUACGUUGUGUUAAUAUUUAUAAGUAUAACGUUUUAUUAUAAUUGCGUUUGAGGAAAAUUUAAUUUAAAAACGGUAAUUGUGAUUUUCAAAUAUAAAUAUAAGAUUUCGCCAUGGCGGAUGCGGCGGCCAGACAGCUGCAAUAUGAAUAUAAAGCCAACUCCAAUCUCGUAUUACAAGCUGAUGUAAGACUAAUAGAACGACGCGGUCGCGAUGAAGCGACUGGAGAAGUGUUGUCGCUUUCUGGCAAACUCACAGGAACCCGUAUGGGUGACCGAGCUCAAAGAACUAAACCAGAAAAAGCUGAAGAGAGAAAGGCAAAACGACAAAAAAGAGAUGAAGCAUCAUAUGAGUUGUCUAAAUCAAAAUCCAGAGUAGCCUGGGCAGACGAUACACCAGCGGGAGUGCUGUAUCGUCCCAGAGCACAACACACAAGACAUGCUUAUGAGUUAUUGCUAGCUUUUAUGCAGAGCGCACUAGGAGAUCAGCCGAGAGAUAUAUUAUGUGGAGCUUGUGAUGAAGUAUUAGUAGUUCUCAAAAAUGAUAAACUAAAGGACCCAGAGAGGAAGAAGGAGGUCGAGAUGUUACUCGGACCCAUACCAGACGAGAGAUUCGCGCUUUUGGUUAAUUUAGGCAAAAAGAUCACAGACUUCACUAUAAGCUCAGCGACGGAGGGCAAUUCUGAAAUUGAUGAGACGUACGGCAUCAACGUUCAAUUUGAAGAGUCAUCGGAGGAAGAUGAUGAGGAUGCUUAUGGAGAGGUACAUGAUGAAGAGAAGGAAGAAGGUGAUGUGUCAGAAAACGAGGAGGGUAAGGAGAGUUCGGGUGAUGACAGCGAUGGGGAGGGAAAAAAGAACGCAAUCCACGCAAAAUUGUCAGAGGAGGGCGCGCAGACGCAGUCGCAGCGGCGGCGCGAGGCGCAGACGCUGCACGCGCUCGACAUCGACGCCUACUGGCUGCAGCGCCGCCUGUCGCGCCACUUCCCCGACGCCAUGCUGUCGCAGGCCAAAUCGUCAGAGGUAUUGCGCGCUCUAGCGGAAGCAGCCGACGACCGGGACUUGGAGAAUAGACUAGUGUUGCUCCUCGGAUACGACUGCUUCGAUCUCGUGAAGAUAUUAAACAAAUACAGAUAUACCGUCCUGUAUUGCACGAAGCUAGCUUCGUCUCAGUCGGAGAGCGAGCGAGCGGCGAUCAGAGAGGAGAUGUCGAAACAGCCGCACUUGCAGAAGAUACUGGCGCAGUUGGAUACGGGGAAGGGUGACGAUGAGACGGCCGAACAAUCGGAGCAGCCGCGAAAGCGUCACAAGACCGGCACCGAGCCCACCAGCAGUGGCGGUACCGUCGGAGGCAACAGGAAGGUGCUGCAGCUCGAGGAGCUGGUGUUCGCAGCCGGUUCACAUCUGAUGGCAAACAAGCGCUGUCAGCUACCACCUGGGUCAUUCAGGAAGCAGAGGAAAGGCUACGAAGAAGUCCACGUGCCGGCUCUGAAGCCAAAACCGUUCGAAGAGAACGAGACCCUCAUGCCGAUAGAGAAGUUACCGAAGUACGUUCAGCCAGCGUUCGAAGGCUUCAAGACGUUAAAUAGGAUACAGAGCCGCAUCUCGUCGGCGGCGCUGGAGUCGGACGAGAACCUGCUGGUGUGCGCGCCCACGGGCGCCGGCAAGACCAACGUGGCGCUGCUGUGCGUGCUGCGCGAGGUGGGCAAGCACGUCAACGACGACGGCAGCGUCAACGCCAACGACUUCAAGGUCAUCUACGUCGCGCCCAUGCGCUCGCUCGUGCAGGAGAUGGUGGGCAACUUCAGCAAGCGUCUCGCAGCUUACAACAUGAAGGUCUCCGAGUUGACCGGCGACCACCAGCUGACGAGGGAGCAGAUAGACGCCACCCAGCUCAUCGUGUGCACCCCGGAGAAGUGGGACAUCGUGACGAGGAAGGGCGGCGAGCGCUCGUUCACGAACCUGGUGCGGCUGAUCAUCAUCGACGAGGUGCACCUGCUGCACGACGAGCGCGGGCCCGUGCUGGAGGCGCUCGUGGCGCGCACGCUGCGCACCGUCGAGCACACGCAGGAGGAGGUCCGCCUCGUGGGUCUGUCGGCGACGUUGCCGAACUACACGGACGUGGCGGCCUUCUUGAGGGUCAAGCCGGAGAAAGGACUGUUUUACUUUGAUAACUCAUUCAGACCGGUCGCCCUGGAACAACAGUACAUCGGUGUAACAGAGAAAAAAGCCUUGAAAAGGUUCCAAGUUAUGAACGAUAUUGUCUACGAGAAGGCAAUGGAACACGCUGGAAGGAAUCAGAUUUUAGUAUUCGUACACUCACGCAAGGAGACCGGCAAGACGGCGCGAGCGAUACGAGACAUGUGCUUGGAGAAGGACACCCUCGGUCAGUUCCUUAGGGAAGGUUCAGCCAGCGUGGAAGUCCUCAGGACUGAAGCGGAACAGGUCAAGAAUCCAGAGCUCCGGGAGUUGCUGCCGUACGGAUUCGCGAUCCAUCACGCUGGUAUGAGCCGCGUUGACAGGACACUCGUUGAGGAUCUGUUCGCUGACAGACACAUACAGGUGCUGGUGUCGACGGCGACGCUGGCGUGGGGGGUGAACCUGCCGGCGCACACCGUGAUCGUGAAGGGCACGCAGGUGUACAGCCCCGAGAAGGGCCGCUGGAGCGAGCUGGGCGCGCUCGACGUGCUGCAGAUGUUGGGGCGAGCCGGCCGGCCGCAGUACGACACCAAGGGCGAGGGCAUCCUGAUCACGAACCACUCGGAGCUGCAGUACUACCUGUCGCUGCUGAACCAGCAGCUGCCCAUCGAGUCGCAGCUCGUCAGCAAGCUGCCGGACGCGCUCAACGCGGAGAUCGUGCUCGGCUCCGUGCAGAGCGUGCGCGACGCCGUCACCUGGCUCGGGUACACAUACCUCUACAUAAGGAUGCUGCGACAGCCGGCUCUCUACGGUAUAACCCCAGAGAAGUUACAAGAGGAUUCGUUGUUGGAGCUCCACCGAGCUGACUUAAUCCAUACUGCGGCUUGCUUACUCGAUAAAGCGGGUCUCGUGAAAUACGAGCGGAAAUCCGGCCACUUCCAGGCCACCGAACUCGGUCGGAUUGCGUCACACUUCUAUUGCACAUACGAAACGAUGCAGAGCUACAACCAGCUGCUGAAGCCGACGCUGGCCGAGAUCGAGCUGUUCCGGGUGUUCUCGCUCUCCGCCGAGUUCAAGCAUAUCGCUGUGAGGGACGAGGAGAAGCUGGAACUUCAUAAACUCAUGGAGAGGGUCCCGAUCCCGAUCAAGGAGAGCAUCGAGGAGCCGUCGGCCAAGAUCAACGUGCUGCUGCAAGCUUACAUAUCGCAGCUGAAGCUGGAAGGGUUCGCGCUGAUGGCGGACAUGGUGUACGUGACGCAGUCCGCCGCCAGGCUCCUGCGGGCGCUCUACGAAAUUGUGCUACACAGAGGUUGGGCUCAGCUGGUGGACAAAACGCUAGCCCUGUGUAAGAUGGUGGACCGCCGGAUGUGGCAGUCAAUGUCGCCGCUGCGACAGUUCAGGAAGAUGCCGGAAGAGGUUAUUAAGAAACUUGAAAAGAAAAAUUUCCCCUGGGAAAAGUUAUACGAACUUGGUCCAAAUGAAAUCGGUGAGCUUGUGAGGGCACCGAAACUUGGCAAGAUGAUACACAAAUAUGUGCACCAGUUCCCGAAGCUCGAGCUGAGCACACACAUCCAGCCAGUCACGCGUUCGACGCUUAGAGUCGAGCUCACGAUUACACCGGACUUCCAGUGGGACGAGAAGAUACAUGGUCAGUCGGAAGCGUUCUGGAUCCUGGUCGAGGAUGUGGACUCAGAGGUGAUCUUGCAUCACGAGUACUUCCUGCUGAAGCAGAAGUACUGUCGUGACGAGCACCACGUCAAGCUAUUCGUUCCAGUGUUCGAGCCCCUCCCCCCUCAGUACUUCCUAAGAGUGGUCUCUGAUAGGUGGAUAGCAGCUGAGACUCAGCUGCCGGUAUCCUUCCGCCACCUCAUCUUGCCAGAGAAGAACCUACCACCGACAGAACUGCUGGACCUGCAACCGUUGCCGAUAUCAGCGCUGAGGAACGCAAAAUACGAAGAGCUGUACGCGGAUACAUUCCCGCAGUUCAAUCCUGUGCAGACACAGGUUUUCAAUGCGGUGUAUAACUCGGACGACAACGUGUUCGUGGGCGCUCCAUCGGGCUCCGGCAAGUCGGUGAUCGCAGAGCUGGCGCUGCUGCGGCUGCUUACCACCAACGCGGCGGGCCGCGCCGUGUACCUGCUGCCCAAGGACGCGCUGGCCGACAUCGUGUUCGCCGACUGGUACCACAAGUUCGGCACCAGGUUCAACCUUAAGGUGGUGCAACUAACUGGCGAGACGGCGACUGACCACAAGCUCCUCAACAAGGGACAGAUUAUUAUAACGACAGCAGAUAAAUGGGAUGUGUUGUCCAGACGGUGGAAGGUCCGCAAGAGUGUGCAAAGUGUGUCGCUGCUGAUCGUGGACGCGCUGCAGCUGCUGGGCGGAGAGGAGGGGCCCGUGCUGGAGGUGGCCUGCUCCCGCAUGAGAUACAUCGCCUCGCAGACUGGUCGUCCGAUCCGUAUCGUGGCGCUGUCGCUGCCGCUGGCGGACGCCCGCGACGUGUGGCAGUGGCUCGGCUGCAACUCCAACUGCGCCUUCAACUUCCACCCCAGCGUGCGACCGCUGCCCCUCGAGCUGCACGUCCAGGGCUUCAACAUCUCGCACGCGGCGUCGCGGCUCGCCGCCAUGACGAAGCCCAUCUACAACGCCGUCGUGCGGCACGCGGGCAGCAAGCCGUGCGUGGUGUUCGUGCCGUCGCGACGCCACGCGCGCCUGCUGGCGGCCGACCUGCUGGCGCUGGCGGCGGCGCACGGCUGCCCGGGGCGCUUCCUGCGGGCGCGGCCUGACCUGCUGCAGCCCUUCCUGCGCAAGCUGCAGGACAAGAUGCUGCGCGAGACGCUGGCGGCGGGCGUGGCCUACCUGCACGAGGGCGUGUGCGCGGCGGACCGGCGGGCGGCGCAGCAGCUGCUGGAGUCGGGUGCGGCGCAGCUGUGCGUGGUGGCGGCCGAGCUGGCCUUCGCCUUCGCCGCGCACUGCCACACCGUCAUCGUGGCCGACACGCACGUGUACGACGGCAAGCUGCACAGCUACGAGCAGUACCCCGUCACCACGGUGCUGCAGAUGCUGGGCCGCGCCUGCCGCCCGCUGGACGACGAGCACUCGGUGGCCGUGCUCAUGUGCGCCGCGCACCACAAGACCUUCUUCACCAAGCUGCUCAACGACUGCCUGCCGCUCGAGAGUCACCUCGACCACAGACUGCACGAUCACAUGAACGCAGAAAUCGUCACAAAGACAAUCGAGAACAAACAGGACGCCGUAGACUACCUGACGUGGACCUUCCUCUACCGGCGACUCACGCAGAAUCCGAAUUAUUAUAAUCUACAGGGUGUUACACAUAGGCACCUGUCGGAUCACCUCUCGGAACUGGUGGAGACAACACUGUCAGACUUGGAGCAGUCGAAGUGUAUCGCGAUCGAAGACGAGAUGGACGUGCAGCCUUUGAACCUCGGGAUGAUAGCUUCGUACUACUACAUCAACUAUACAACGAUCGAGCUCUUUAGUCUGUCAUUAACGUCGAAGACCAAGAUCCGUGGUCUGUUGGAGAUAAUAUCAUCAGCGGCCGAGUACUCCGACCUCUGUAUCAGGCAUCGUGAGGAAAAUAUCAUAAAAGCAUUGGCGGCGAAGGUACCACACAAACCGGCGACGCCGUCCGGCGGUACGGUGAAGUACAACGAGCCGCAUGUCAAGGCGCAUGUACUUUUGCAAGCGCACCUGUCACGCAUGCAGCUCCCGGCCGAGUUACAAGCUGACACGGCCAUCGUGCUCACCAAGGCGAUCAGAUUGAUCCAGGCGUGUGUGGACGUAGUCUCCAGCAGCGGCUGGCUGUCUCCAGCCGUGGCGGCCAUGGAGCUCGCACAGAUGGUCACGCAGGCGAUGUGGGCCAAGGACUCGUACCUGAGGCAGUUGCCGCACUUCACACCCGAGCUGGUGCAGAGAUGUGCUGACAAGAGUGUCGAGACGGUGUUCGACGUGAUGGAGCUGGAGGACGGCGCCCGAGCGAAGCUGCUGCAGCUGUCGCCCACCGAGAUGGCGGACGUGGCGAGGUUCUGCAACCGGUACCCCAACGUCGAAUUGACAUACGAGGUGAAGAACGAGCGUCGUCUGCGCGCCGGGAAGCCCAUUGUGGUGGAAGUGUCCCUCGAGAGGGAGGACGAGAUCGUGGGGCCGGUCAUCGCGCCGUUCUUCCCGCAGAAACGCGAAGAGGGCUGGUGGGUGGUGAUCGGCGACCCCAAGACGAACACGCUGCUGUCCAUCAAGCGCGUGUCGCUCGGGCGCUCCGCCAAGGUCCGGCUGGACUUCGUGUGCGGCUCGGCGGGCCGGCACACCUACACGCUGUACUUCAUGUCGGACGCCUACCUGGGCGCCGACCAGGAGUACAAGUUCAACGUGGACGUCGAGGACGCAGCCUCCGACUCCAGUGAGUCGGAGUGAUGACUUUGUAAAUCGCAAAUUAAUAAAUAGAUCUAUAACCA
Messenger RNA from Vanessa tameamea, 6646 nucleotides. RefSeq names its product Brr2 U5 snRNP complex subunit (gene l(3)72Ab). Bases 153 to 6605 code for a protein of 2150 amino acids. The transcript has 40 exons. NCBI's taxonomy places the organism in Eukaryota, Metazoa, Arthropoda, Insecta, Lepidoptera, Nymphalidae. The record is from RefSeq and is a predicted model, not a curated record. Gene Ontology annotation, molecular function: nucleic acid binding; ATP binding; ATP hydrolysis activity.